Callithrix jacchus (white-tufted-ear marmoset) is the source of this 8068-nucleotide messenger RNA. RefSeq names its product cytosolic arginine sensor for mTORC1 subunit 2 (gene CASTOR2). The record is from RefSeq and is a predicted model, not a curated record. Lineage: Eukaryota; Metazoa; Chordata; Mammalia; Primates; Cebidae. Gene Ontology annotation, biological process: negative regulation of TORC1 signaling.
GGCAGGCCGCGCGCGGGCCGCGCAUGCGCAGCGGGGCCCGGCGUUUGAGUGGCAAGUUGUUUGUUACAGCGAACACCAGCUGCUCCCCGCGCCGAGCGCCGCGCGCCGCUGCUCCGCCGCUCGGCCGCUCGGCUGCUGCUCCGCCGGCGCUGCCUCCCUCGCCCCACGGCUCCUCCUCGCAACUUGGCGGGCCUCCUCCCCUUUGUCCGGCCCGGCCCGGCCGCCGCCGCCCCCCGCGCCCGGCGCCGAGCUCCCGGGUCCCCGGGCCGGCUGUCGGUGCCGGCAGGGCGCGGAGGGGGCGGGGGCCGCGGCUCGUCCCCCCGCGGAUGAGCCGCCGCGGACGGGGCGCGGGCGGACGAUGGAACUCCACAUCCUGGAGCACCGGCUGCAAGUUGCCAGCGUCGCCAAGGAGAGUAUCCCGCUGUUCACCUACGGCCUCAUCAAACUUGCCUUCCUGUCCUCCAAGACCAGGUGCAAGUUCUUCAGCCUGACCGAGACGCCAGAGGAUUACACUAUCAUUGUAGAUGAGGAGGGAUUCCUAGAGCUGCCCUCCUCAGAGCACCUGAGUGUGGCAGAUGCCACCUGGCUGGCCCUGAAUGUGGUGUCCGGCGGUGGCAGCUUCUCCAGCUCCCAGCCCAUCGGUGUGACCAAGAUCGCCAAGUCUGUCAUCGCCCCGCUGGCCGACCAGAACAUCUCCGUAUUCAUGCUGUCCACGUAUCAGACAGACUUCAUCCUGGUACGCGAGCGGGACCUGCCCUUUGUCACGCACACGUUGUCAUCAGAGUUCACCAUCCUUCGGGUCGUCAAUGGCGAGACUGUGGCAGCUGAGAACCUUGGCAUCACCAACGGCUUCGUGAAGCCCAAGAUGGUCCAGAGGCCGGUCAUCCACCCCCUGUCCAGUCCGAGCAACAGGUUCUGUGUCACCAGCCUGGACCCCGACACACUGCCUGCUGUUGCCACACUCCUCAUGGACGUCAUGUUCUACUCCAAUGGAGUGAAGGACCCCAUGGCCACCGGGGAUGACUGCGGCCACAUCCGCUUCUUCUCCUUCUCCCUCAUUGAGGGCUACAUCUCCCUGGUGAUGGACGUGCAGACGCAGCAGAGGUUUCCUAGUAACUUGCUGUUCACAAGCGCAUCCGGAGAGCUCUGGAAGAUGGUGCGGAUUGGAGGACAGCCCCUGGGAUUUGAUGAGUGUGGCAUCGUGGCCCAGAUCUCAGAGCCCUUGGCUGCCGCAGACAUCCCGGCCUACUACAUCAGUACUUUCAAGUUUGACCACGCACUGGUUCCAGAAGAGAACAUCAAUGGUGUCAUCAGUGCCCUGACGGUCAGCCAAGCAGAGAAGCACUAGGAGGGUCUCUUCUGCUCCUCCCUGCUGCCGCCCAGCCCAGCCCCAACCCCGAAGAUUGAUCUCGCAGUAUUUCUCUACAGACUGGAAAAUCUUCCUGGGGACCCCGAGGAAGGGGCCUCUCCAGGAGACUCCCUCGAUUGCCAAUCCCUCCAGGCCAGGGGCCCACGCCAAGGCCUCCUCAUGCCCUCCUGCCUUCCCGGAGCCCCCCAGCCCUCCAGAGAGCAACCUGCCUCUUCCCCACCCCAGAAAAUGCUUUUGGAGGCCCAGGGGGCUUGUGACCUGAUCCGCCUUCUCAUCCAGCCUCGCCCACGGCCAGGGGCAGAUAUAGAGGGAAGUUGGUCCCUCCUACGAGACAGCAGUGUGCCAGCUGUCAUGUCGCCUUGCAGGGCUGGGGCUGGCGGGGUGGGGUGGAGUCUGGGGCACCCGGGAGGGUUUUGGGGGCGAAUACUGUGGUCGCUGGUCUCUCGUCCAUCAGCUCAGGGCUGGUCCCCUCCGAGUGGAGGCCAGCGCGACCCCCUCAGGUCUUCGGAGCUGGUGAGGCUCAGACGGGAACCCAGGCAGCAUCCCCAAGCUGGGAAGGACCCAAACUCCCCCUGUACCUCGCCUGCCAUUCACAGGGCCUGGGCCCGACUCCCAGCAAGACUGCCAAGAGGGCCCUGUCCAGACCCUCCCCCACAAAUACCCAGUCCUUGGGGGAGGAGGGAGGGUCCCAGGAGACCCACCAGCCUGGAGCACCAGCUCCUGUCCCCUCGGCUCUCCCUGGACCCGCCUUGGGCAGGCAGAGCCUCAGUUUCCCCCAGCAGGGAUAUUCCUGGCUUUUUGGGCCUGGGGUUUCUUAGGUGGUGUCCCACCUCCCCAACAGAUGACUAGACCAGCAUAGGACUUCCCACCUCCCUCCCCUGCCCCCAACUCGCCUGCCCACCCCUUGGUCGGGGGCUGUGGCAUUCCUAAGUACUUGACCCAGGAGGCAGCUUAACUGAGCCUUAAUAGAGAAAACCUUACCUUGUUUUAGUUUUUUAUUUAAUGUGUUUGCACCCAGGCUGCUGUUGGCGGUAGUUUCUGUUUGAGGGGGUAGGUAAGACCGAUUUGAGUUGUGUUGAGGGGGCCUGGAGGCUCCAUGUCACUAGGCUGGUCCUCUGGGACUCCAGGGACAGGCAUGAGAGUCUGGAGAUGUCACACAAGCCUUGGCCCUCUCUUCUGAAGGGAAGCUGAGAGCAGACAUCUCCUGCGAGAUGCUAGAGCUGCUGUCACCCGACAUGGGACCUCCCUACCAGCUGUGGCUCUUGUUGAGCACCAGAGGCAGUGAGGGUCCCCUAGGGCCGUGGGGAGGUAGACAGAGGUAGACAGGUCACGGGCCAGCUGAGUGGUCAUGACCAGGAGGCACGGGGUUUGCUGUGGCGUCCCUUCCGUUGAUCGGGGUGGCUUUCUGAGUGAGCAAGGUCCAAGGGCCUCUGUGGCUUUGGCUCUGGCAGUCAAGUUGUGAUGUUUCUUUUUUUCUGAGAUGGUAACUCGCUCUGUCACCAAGGCUGGAGUGCAGUGACGCGAUCUUGGCUCUCUGCAACCUCCGCCUCCCGGGUUCAAGUGAUUCUCCUGCCUCAGCCUCCCAAGUAGCUGGGAAUACAUAACGUGCACCACCAUGCCUGGCUAGUUUUUGUAUUUUUAAUAGAGACGGAGUUUCGUCACGUUGCUCAGGUGAUCUGCCCGCCUCGGCCUCCCAGAGUGCUAGGAAUAGAGGCGUGAGCCACAGCACCCGGCCAAGUUGUGCUGUUUCUGAGAAGGUCGGAGGAGAAGGGGUAGUUUCUAAACCUGGCAAAAUGCUCCCCACUUUAUGAGCCGAGUGGGACCCUCUGAGCCCCAGAAGCCCACCACAUCAAUUAGAAACCCACUUUUUUUUUUUUUUAAGUUAAUUCAUUUUGCACAAAACGUCAAAACAAAACUUGUAGAUUGCUGGUCCCAAAAGGGAGGCGGCCAGGUGGGGCGGGCCUGCGGUGGAAGCCCUGAGUCCCCUUUCUGACCUUGCAAGGCCUUGAUUUUCCUUUCUGUCAUUUCCCCCGACAGUGUCACUCCUCUGCCUUUCCUUCCCGCCGUGCAAGUGUGUCGGCCUCAUGACCCCAGUGUCCUGUGUCCCCUACCUAGACUUCCUAGGACGUAUCUAUUGUACACACCUAUAAAUACCUGUGUUUUAUGUUGAUAGAGAUAUAUACUGUAAAUAGCAUAUAUACUUGAGCAAUAUAUAUGUUAAUAUAUACUGUGUGAUCAGUCUGUGGACACAGCCCCCCGCUGUGUGUGCCCAUGUGUGUGGGCGUGGUGGCGUCUGCCACGCACGCAGGCACGUUGGGAGUCACCAUAUAUUUUUAAUUCAAGUAUAUAUAGGCAAUACGAUUAUUACAGAAGCCGAUGGGUUCCCUCAGACCUGACUUGAGAGAUCAAAGCCAGCAAUUCAGAGCGUGGAGCGUGGGGCGUGGGGCGUGGGACGUGGGACGUGGGACAGGUGCCAAGAGCUCACUGUGACAUGAGUCAUGCCUCCUGUACCCCCCUUUCCCCAGCUACAGUCCCUGGGCGCCCUUGAUUUUUUGGGGAUGUUGAUCCCCAGGGAGGAGUAUUUGGAAUUCCUUGCUUUUAAUCGGAAUGCCCCCUCUCGCCUGCCCCACCCGGCGGCCUCACUCUGAAGACCUGGACUGGCCGAAUGGCCCACGCUGCCUGCGUUCCGCCUCCGCCUCCAUGGGUGGUAGUUUUUACAUAGGCGGCUUAUCUGUUGUUUUCUUGGGGGGUUUUUUGUUUGUUUGUUUUGGUAACCUGCAAGCUUAGAAAUCUCAGGUUCUGCUCCCGGGGCUCCUCCUGGGGACCGGACUCGUGAAACAGAAAAGCAGGAGUGUUGGGGCAGGCUGGGGCCAGGGUCUGGCUCUUGGCUCAGGCUGGCUCUGCAGGGUCCCUGUUCCAGCCAGCCCCGUGGGAGCUUUCCCCUAGGGACCCAUCCCUUCGGUCCUGGGGGCCCCCCUUUAGUUUUUCUGUCCCCGUCCUGCUCAUGUAAAGCUUGGUCGACCCUCUCGGUGUUCUGUGUGUAGCACAGUCUUGGUUUGGUCUCCACAGCUGUUCGGUGGGGUCGCUGUGAGUGUGGUUAUUCCCAGCGGGGGUUGUCUGCCCUUGUAUUCCAGCCAUCUCCUGGUCUGCUGGGUGAGAGGGUCUCUCCAAGCCCCAGACCCCACUAGGAGGGGUGUGUGUUUCUCGGAGGGGCUGCGAGCGGGACGCUUCUCCAUCCGCAGCUGCGUGGGGCUCCCUGCCUGACUGCCGUCUGUCCCCUGGAGGAAAUCGGAGGAGUGGGCCCGUUGUUUCGGCGUGGCAGAUGGGGCAGGUGCCUGGCGGGGGAGGAAGGGAGCUCGCUGUGAUGUGGAUUUUUUUUCUUUACAUGGGAGUCUUUCUGUCACCCAGGCUGGAAGUCAGUAAUGGCAUGAUCUCAGCUCACUGCAGCCUCCACCUCCUGGGUUCAAGAAAGUCUCCUGCCUCAGCCUCCCAAGUAAGGGGGAUUACAGGUGCCCACCACCACACCAAGCUAAUUUUUGUAUUUUUAAUAGAGACAGGUUUCACCAUGUUGACCAGGCUGGUCUUGAACUCGUGACAAGUGAUCUGUCUGCCUCGGCCUGAUUACAGGCAUGAGCCACCACACCCGGCCUCAUGUGGAAUGUCUAGGAGCAAGCAGGUGGUCCUGGGCUGCCAUGUGGGCUCCUGGAGUAUGUGUCUUGGCCCCUGUGUGGCUCUCCAGUAAGAACAGCUCAGACAGUCUCAACCCCACUCUCACCCCUUGCUGCACUCCAAGGACGGUGGGAGCUGAAGGAUGGGGAAGAACAGAGAGUGAGCACCCCUCCCUACCACUGACAAGUUCUGCCUCGUCGUGGGGCUCCCCUGGUUCCCAAGACACCAGUUUCUCCCUCAGCCCCUCAUCCUGACCCAGCGAAGAUCUGGGCAUUGCCAACUCUGCACCUCCUUCCUCCAUGGGCAUCUCUGGAUCCCCACCCUGAGCACUGCCCACACCUCCAUCCUCAGCCCGGGGCAUGCAUUCGAGCUAGAGAGGCUUGCAGCCCUGACCCCAAUAGCCUGCCCUCCCCAGGAUUCAGGGGGAGCCCAGAGCCUCACUCUAAACCACCAGCAUGCUCACCUCCAGGCACCAGGCUGCUGGUGGGAAAGGAAGGAGCUGGGCAAUCAGAGGCUCCCAGCGCAGCCGCCUGAAGCAGCAGCGUAGCCAUGGUGACAUUUUUUUUAGCAGGAGGAGGUUUGGUCUGGAGGGGCUUGCUCCUCCGAGGUGACAGAGAUGCCCUGGAGGUCAGGAGAGAAGGCAGGGAGGGCCAGGCCCCCCUGAAAGCCCAGGGCACUCUUUUCCUGGUGAUCAGAGGUGAACCCCGGCCAGCUCCCACCGGCCCCCUCCUCCUGGCUGCAUUUUCUACGGAGACCCUUGGGAGUCCUAAGGCCAUUCUGGGCCCCUUUCUGAGCCCUGAGAUCUGGUUGUGGGGACAACCAGGGCUUUUGCAGCCCCAGCUAAGAGGGGGGGCUUUAGGGCAAGAGGACCCCAACCCUGCAGUGAGGGGAUUUUUUUUUGAGAUGGAGUCUCACCCUGUCACCCAGGCUGGAGGGCAGUGGAGUGAUCUCAGCUCACUGCAGCCUCCACCUCCUGGGUUCAAGUGCUUCUCCUCCCUCAGCCUCCCAAGUAGCUGGGAUUACAAGCGUGUGCCACCAUGCUUGGCUAAUUUUUGUAUUUUUAGUAAAGACAGGGUUUCUCCAUAUUGGGCAGGCUGGUCUCGAACUCCUGACCUCAGGUGGUCCACCCGCCUUGGCCUCCCAAAGUGCUGAGAUUACAGGCGUGAGCCACCGCGCCCGGCCAAUGGGGGUAUUUUUGACGCCACUUCCUGAGUGAAGCACUUUGCAUGGGGAUGGGAAGAAGAACCCCCUUUCUCAGCCCACUCCGAGCAGGGCCUGGAGCAGUGGAGAUGGUGGUUAGUGUAAUAGGCAGAGCCUGAGAGAGGCUGGGGGACUUCUCCAAUAGAAAAAAGACAUUGGCUUAGGGUACUGUGGUGAGGGAGGGGAUUAGGCUUGGUGGGGGCCCAUUCAAAGGAGGCCGGGCCCAGUGGCUCACACCUGUAAUCCCAGCACUUUGGGAGGCCAAGGCAGGCAGAUUGAUUGAGGCUAGGAGUUCAAGACCAACCUGACCACAUAGCAAGAUCCCAACUCUACCAAAAAAAAAAAGAGGCUGCCAGGGAAGGAAGCCAGCCAGCAGUGGCCUGGCGCGGAGGCAGGAGCCUGAGGCCUGGGCCGUGGCAUCCAGGCACAGCCUGGUGGCCAAGAGAGCUUGUGGCUGUCGUUACAAGGGAAGAGGAGGCAUGGAAAUGGGAAGUGCCGGGCGGCUUCUGUGCUGGGAGUCGGGACACAGGCCUGGGCAUGUUUACACGUAUGUGGGUGUAUGUGGGUGUGUUCAUACACAUUAGAGAGUGUGCGUGCAGGUGUGCAGACCCAUACCUGAGAGGUGGGACUGGCUCCUGGAGUAUUUUGAGUUCUCAGAAGCAGUCUUGCUCUCGGGCCCUGAGUACAGAGAUGAGGUGAGUGGAGGCAGGACUCGAAUGCAGGCCCUGGCUCCAGGGGAAAGGGUGGGCGUCUCUGGUAGGAUGGCCUCACCCCACUUGUCGGAACUACUCUGGAGCGGGGCAAAGGUGUCAGGAACAGUUUAGCUGAGCGAUUCUGGCUCAGGGUUUUUCAUGAGGUUGUCUAAAAUCUUAGCUAAGGAUUGGAGGAUGCACUUCUAAGUUAGGCCUGGCUGUAGGCAGAAGGCCUCAGCUUCUCCAGGUGAGCCAACCCACGGGGCUGCUUGAGUGUCCUCACAAAAUGGCACCCGGCUUCCUCCCACCCAGAGCAAGAGAUUCAAGGGCCCAGGGUAGAAGCCGAAGUGUUACUUUUAUCCCUAGCCUUAGAAUUCACAUGCAGUUGCCUCCACCAUGCUCUGGUGUGAUACAGCCCAGCUCUGAUCGGAAGGGGCUGGGCCUGCCCGUGCUGACUCUUCAAAGGCAUCACAUCCUGAAGGUGGUGUUCCCAGGGAGAGCUUUUGGGGGCCGGCGCUCCCUCACCUACUGGGGCUCAUUCUGGAAGAGGGUCCAGAAGAAUUGGGAGACCCCUGCCCCUCACUCAACUUUGGAGGUGGCAGGGUGAACAGCAGGCCAAGUUCAGGGACUGAGACAGGCCAAGGCCAGUGCUGUUUCCCCUCCACUGCCUCAGUUUACCUGUAUUCAGAAGACAGGUCUGGGAAGAGUUGAGCAGAGUUCUCUCUAAAGGAGUAGGGAGCUGAUAACAAUCCCAAGCCCUCCUUAUGCCAAAAUCAUUUCCGUUAUCCUGAGAUGGGGCGAGUGGAUGGAUAGUGUACUGAGGGGCCUCUGCCCUGCCAGGAGCCCCCAUCAAAGGGAAGCGCAGGGGACUUCUGCCCACGGCCCCCUCUGGCCCUCGCCUGGCGUGCCCGGGUCACCAGCAGCAGCAGUGGUGUUUCAGUGGUCCCAAGAUCUGGGGGAAGGGGAGAACCUGCCAUCUUACCCCUACCCCCCGGGGCCUUUACGCUUAUUUUCUUGUUGAAACACAAAACCCUCGAGAUUCAUGUACUGUAUAUUGGAGAGAAAAAAAUACCUAAUGUUCCCCCAAAAAGACAGUAUAUUUUGUACUUUGUAAAGUGUUAAUUAAAAUGAAAAACGA